Messenger RNA from Synchiropus splendidus (mandarinfish), 1760 nucleotides. It is a transcript of the gene slc25a43, whose product is annotated as solute carrier family 25 member 43. NCBI's taxonomy places the organism in Eukaryota, Metazoa, Chordata, Actinopteri, Syngnathiformes, Callionymidae. The transcript has 5 exons. The record is from RefSeq and is a predicted model, not a curated record. Gene Ontology annotation, biological process: transmembrane transport. Bases 138 to 1160 code for a protein of 340 amino acids.
UCGGUCACACAACACCACUGGACCGAGCUGAGGACGGAUAUACGCGCAACCUCUGUCUAAAAUUAGACGCCGCGUUGGCUCCGUGUUGGCGUUCGGGCAAAACAAACCCUCCAUAUUGACAGUUUCACUCUGUUGUUAUGGCUUCGGUUAAAAAAGACGACCGACUGACGGGAUCUCAAAGCUUCGUGUGUGUCGGAUUCGCUGGGGUUUUCAGUAAAAGCGCCACCUCGCCGCUGGAGGUGGUGAAGAUUAAAAGCCAAGUGGGAACUUUCCAUUGUAAACGGGGUUUUUGGCAGAGUUUUCUUCUCGUUUACCAGAACGAGGGACUCCGAGGGUUCUGGAAAGGAAACCUCGUCUCUUGUCUCCGGCUGUUUCCCUACACGGCGGUUCACCUCGCUGCAUAUAAAAAGCUAAUUCACCUUCACAUGGAUGAGCUGGGCUUUGUCUCACAAUGGAGGGCCACAUUUGCCGGUGGACUGGCUGGAGUUGCUGCUGCUCUGGUCACGUAUCCUCUGGAAGUGGCAGAGACCCGCCUGAUCGCUCAGAAUUGUAAAGAACCCACGUACCUCGGUGUCCUGCACACGCUGUCGAGCAUUCAGCGCAGCGAAGGCCUUGCAGCUCUCUACAGGGGUUUCUCCCUCACUGUUCUAGGUGCAUUUCCCUUUUCCAUGGGCUGCUUUGCCGUCUACAUGAAUUUGGACAAACUAUGGAAGGAGCCACCGUUUCGUUUCUCGUCCCUGCAGAACUUUAUAAACGGUUGUCUGGCAGCCGGAGUGGCUCAAACCCUCUCUUACCCUUUUGAAACUGUGAAGCGGAAGAUGCAGGCUCAAGCCGCCCACCUUCCACACUGCGGCGGUGUUGACGUUCAUUUCAGCGGAACGGUGGACUGUUUCGUUCAGGUGGUUCGUAACAAGGGGAUCCUGUCUCUCUGGAACGGUCUUACCGCCAACACAGUCAAGAUUGUUCCAUACUUCGGCCUUCUUUUCGUCUGCUUUGAGAUGUGCAAGCAAGUGUGUCUUUACCGCAACGGCUACAUCGUCUCGCCUCUGAGCUAUAAACCUGCGCCGGGUGUGGACCAGAGUCUGGGAGCAAAAGAGCUGCAGGAGGUUAAGAGAUACUUGAAAAACAGGAACUUUGGGUCAAGUGAGUCGUCGUUCUAGGACAAAGUGCCUAAGGAUUCACAUCUUCAGUCUGUAAAUCUGCCAUUACGCUUUUAACGUAAUACUUCAGCACUUAAGAGUUGCUCCCAGUGGGGAGUGGUUAAAGAGUGAAGGAGAAACCGGGUCACGUGCCGCUAAAAGUCAAUCAUGCAUUUAUGUAGGAGCUCUACUGCCAGCAGUGGUGACUGUCUGCAGCCCAGAAACACCAAUAGUGGCACUUAAAGUUUCAUGGAAUAAAGGUAGUAGCCCACAUUCUCAGACCAAACGCUCCUCGCAUGCUUGAGUAAAUCUAGGUGAGCCCUCUGCAGGUUCACUGCCAUUUUGCCAGGUGACUGUGAAUGACAGUGGUCAGAAGCCUUUCAAAUCUUUGUUGUUAUCAAUAUUUAUGUUUCUAAGGCCACAAUAUUCUUGUAUUGGAUUUGUGGCUUGUUACACCAAAAACCGCUUGUGUUAAAAAGUGCCUUUAAAAGCACAGGGUUACCUGGUAAAUACAUAGACUGUAUACCAUUGCACAGAUUGCCAUAUGAAUUGUAUAUUUUAACUGAAAAUGAAUGUAAAUAUUUUUGUUUUUGGACAUUUUAAUAAAACCUGAAGCUGAUA